AUGGCCACCACAUUAGAGUCACCUAUUACUACGGUCUUGUCGUUGGACGGUGUACCCAGAAGUGGAUUAGUGGAGUACCCCACUUCUGGGGAAGGCGCAGUGUCCGAUGCUAUCGCAGAGGAGGACAUUGAUGAUGAGCUCGAUGAUGAAGACGAUGAACAUGAACAUCACCUACAAGAGGUGGCGCCUGAGAUUCUCAACGAGGUUAUUAUACGCUCGGGGUAUCUGUAUAAACGCGGUGAAAAGCGCAAGGUACGUACGUUCCAGGACCAAGCAUCUGACGCGCAGACGUGGAAAAAGCGAUGGGUUGUGCUGCGCGCGUCGCAACUAGCAUUCUACAAAAACGACAAGGAAUACAUGACCAUGAAAGUGAUCAAUGUCAGUGACAUUCGCGCUGUUGUGCCCAUCGAAUUCAAGCGCGUGGGACUGACGGUUGGUAUCGUCACUGCGAAUCGUACGCACUACCUACGUGCAAACAGCAAAGAGGAAACGCUGGCGUGGCUUGAAGCGAUGGAUCAGACGCGGUCGUUGAUUCAAGAGCAAAACCCCACCGCCGGCAUUGCCCACCAACUUAGCCACACGGCCAUUGGGCUUGCGGAAGAAAAACCCAAGAUCGCCAACAGGUCCAUGUUUGUGAUGCGAACCGAACACUCGCCGUUUUCGAUCGCGAGGUCCGUUUCUCCGCCCCCCAACAUCUUGCAGCUAUGCGAUGAUGGACAUGGACCGGAGUCAUUAACAAAGCUCGCGGAGCGCCGAACAUCUUUUUCUUUGCCAGCAGUCUCACCUUCCCAGCACGGAGACGAGAAUGCCGAGGCCGCGAGGCUUGCACAGCAGCUCCAUUCCGUUGCAUUGAGUAGCUCGGAAGAAGAAGGGGACAUGGAGUUUGUAGGCGUGGACAGAGCCAUGCUCCUCCCGGCAAGUGUGGGCACUGGGACACUUGCCUCGGGCACAGCGCCUUUGAAUACAGAGCAUGUCGAGGACGCCAACCGUGUCAUUGCACAAGGCUAUCUUAUGAAACAAAGCAGCAGGCGCAAGCAGUGGCGCAAGCGCUGGUUUGUUCUUACUGUCAACACGCUGUAUUACUCGCGGAGCCACAUGGAUGAACGUGUGCAUCGAAAGCUCCCUACAGCGAUGAUUUUGGAUGUGAUGGAAUGCAGCCCCACAGUGCUGCCAACCGACCAUGGCCCUUUGAGUAGUUUGCGUGGCCUGGGUGCGGUUCCAUUUAGCAAUGUGCCGAUGAGCCUCAGUCCCCCUGAUCCCUGGACGGUGGUGGCAGGUGGACGCCAUGAAGAGCAGGGCGCGACUGCGGAGACGAGCAACACAGUGAGUUUUCCCUCCACCCUUGGAAAAGCCAAGCGCAGUGCAGAACACUGUUUCAAGAUCAUCACCCUCAAGAGGACCUUUCUUUUGUGUGCCCCGACGGAGGAGGAAGAUAUUAAAUGGUUGAGUGCGCUCCAAACUAUUUUGAACCGACGGCGCAGUGCUUCAAUGCCGCUGCGUUAUCAUUGA
Messenger RNA from Malassezia vespertilionis, 1509 nucleotides. RefSeq lists its product as uncharacterized. Lineage: Eukaryota; Fungi; Basidiomycota; Malasseziomycetes; Malasseziales; Malasseziaceae. The record is from RefSeq and is a predicted model, not a curated record. Bases 1 to 1509 code for a protein of 502 amino acids. The transcript has 2 exons.